AUGGCGCACGAUUCGGGCCGCGGGUCGACUAUCGGGUGUUCUCCGGCGAUUGCAGGUCCGACACUACACCCGACGACGAACAGUGAAGCAACCGAUGUCGAUAUGGAAAAGCGGCUGCUCAUGAGGGACGCGAUGUGGGCGACUAUUGUCAAGUCUCGGCGCACGUGUGCGACUAUUGUCAAGCUUCAGAGCACAGAAAGUCAGAAACAAGUAUCUGAUAAGGCAUAUUGCACAUACGAUGCCUAUGUGAGCUAUUUUAUUGCUCAAUUCUUUUUGCUAUUGCAAGAGAUGAGGAGACAGAGGAGGGAUGACUUCGGGAGUGGUGAGGUCAACGGCAUCGAAGAGUGCAACUUGGACUUAAGAUUGGCACAGCAGCCUUGGGACAGGCUAUUGAUUUAG
Striga asiatica is the source of this 399-nucleotide messenger RNA. The record is from the annotation of a GenBank genome assembly. Lineage: Eukaryota; Viridiplantae; Streptophyta; Magnoliopsida; Lamiales; Orobanchaceae.